Blepharisma stoltei is the source of this 3502-nucleotide messenger RNA. Lineage: Eukaryota; Ciliophora; Heterotrichea; Heterotrichida; Blepharismidae. The record is from the annotation of a GenBank genome assembly.
AUGGGUGAUUAUCAUCUCCUCAAAGACGAUAAAGUCGACAAUUCAAAUACCAAUCAGACAGAACCUGCAGAAAAUGCAAACCAACAGCCUCAAAAAAUCACUUGGGAGCUAAUAAAAUUAUACUUCCGCCACCCAUCUCGGCUGCUUGAAGAACGAUUUAGCCCUGGCUCAUUAAAAGGUAGUGUUUUCAAUAUCCUAGCUGCUACAAUCGGGGCAGGCAUUCUUACUCUGCCUUAUGCUGUAAAUCUUGUUGGGCUAUACCUAGGUUUCUUUAUCCUCAUUGCAGGAUUUUUGGCAAGCCUUUAUACAUCGAGAUUACUUAUCACAUCUUCAGACUGGACUACUGUAGCUUCCUACGAAGGCCUUGGUGAAACUUUAUACGGUCCCAAAAUGCGUACAUUUUGCGAGGUAAUUAUCAUUAUCAACAACUUUGGGAUAUAUGUAGCUUACUUAGUCAUUCUUAUGGGUCUCGGCCCACACGUUUUUCACCUUAUGGGAAUCGACAACUCAAUACUGAAAAACCAGUACCUCUGGGGAGGAAUUAUGGCUGUCUUUAUAGUGUAUCCUUUGACGAUCGCCAAAAAGAUUUCAGCAUUAAGAUAUACUUCAGCGCUGAGUACUGCUGCGUGUGCAUAUUUGGCCAUUUUAGUUACAUAUGAGUUUUUCGUUAUGAAAGAUGGAGAAACCCUCGACAGAUUCACAGAAGCACCAGUUGCUGAGAUAGACCCAUGGUCAAGCAUAGGUAGCAACCCUACACCCCCACCCCCCCCAAUAAGGGAACCCCCACCCCCCCCUAAAAAUGGCACCCCCCCCACCCCCCCCCUAAAAAUGGCACCCCCCACCCCCCCUUCACAGAUGGCACCCCCACCCCCCCUCAAAAAGAAUAUUUUAAAUAUAAUCCAAUUAAAGCGCUAUAUUGAUAAAUGAAGUCUAUAAAUUGCUUUAAUAAUUGCGAUUAAUUAAUAAAUUCAAAUUAAUUAAAAAUUAAUUAGGAAAUAUAUUAAAUUUGUUUUUUUUAUAUUUAUAAAUACAAUGCCAAAGAUAUUGAUAAUGUCAGUAAUUAUUAAAUGAAUCAAGCACAAUACAAUAACUACAGAGUGCAGCGAAGAUGAAUACAGUGUAGGUAACUUCAAGAUGGAUGUAAUAUGAGCUAAUGCAGGAUAUGCAGAAGAUGGAUAAUUAGCUUAAAUAGUAGGUUUAAAAGUAAAUCAAUUCAUAAAAUAAAAUUUUUGCGAAUUCAAGUAUUAACUAUAUUCAUAUUUUCUUACAUACCAUGCCUAUAUCACAUCUUGAGUUGCCAUUAUUCUUUUUGAUUGUUUUUUAUAGCAUUCCAAAACUUCUUCUCUUCUUCCUAAUUAUCUAACUCCCCCAUUUAAAUUGGAACAAAAAAUUUUGUUCCAAUUUAAAGGGGGGUUAAUUUUUUUUUUUAAAAAAAUAUCAUAUAAAAUUUUUUUAUAAAAAAAAUUUAUAUAAAAAUUCAAAAACUUAUCGAAUUAGAUUAAUAAAUUUGUUUAAUAAAAUGCUAUUUACUCUUUAUCUUUUAAAACAAAGCAAGAUAUAACUAAAUUUUCAUUAUUAGUUAAUACGCCACUAUUAAUUGGUAUCAAAAUUAUUUACACAAAAAUUAUUAUUUUUAUUGAUAAAAACAAAAAUUUAAAAAACAAAAAAUUUUAGAAAAUUUAUCGAUCAAAGUGCUAAUUUUGUUUAAAUAAUAUGCUAUUUAUACUCUAUUCUUUAAAAUAAAGCAAGAAAUUAGUAAAAAUUUUUAAAAUUUAUAAUGAAUCCUUAUUGAAUUUUAUAUCGAAACUAUUUAAAUAAAAAAUAUCAUUUUUAUCAAAAAAGAAUAAAAAUUUUUGAAAAAAAAUUAAUUUUUUUUUUAAAAUUUAGCAAUUAAGGAUAAUAAAUUUAUUUAAAUAAGAUGAUCUUUAUACUCUCUUCUUUAAACAAGAACAAGAUAUAACUAAAUUUUUGAUUUUAGUAAAGAAGAAACAUUUAACUUAUAUCAAAACCUUUUACAUAAAAAUUAUUAUAAUUUUUUAUUAUAAAAUUAAAUUUUGUUUCAAUUUAAAGGGGGUUAAUUUACCAAAAAAGUGGAAAUUUUACCUAUAUUUUGUUCCAAUUUAAAGAGGGGGGAGUAAGAGCAUUUCCUUUAUUAUAAUAAUAAUAAUACUCCACAGUUUGGAUUUUUUAAUUGCAUCGUUACAAUGUUUUAGUGUUUUUUCAUAGCUCUUUUCUUUAUAGAAGAUAACUCCUAUGCUAUUGUAUGCAUCAGCAUAAUUUGGAUCAACUCUGAUAGCUUAUUUAUAGCAUUCCAUAUCUUAUUCUCUAUUGCCUAACUUAUAUAGAGCAUCUCUUUCAUUUGAAAAGCAAUGUGCUAAUAAAAAUAGUAUUUGCUAUUGUCAGUUUUACUUUUAGAUCUCUAAAUGGACUCUUUAGCCAUUGUUCCACAAAGUUCAUAAAUAUAUACAGGGAUAUACUGCUAAUUAAUACCAAAGAUCAUUAUGCUUGUCAGCAAAUUUCUUCAGAUGUGGGGUUCUUAGUAGUUAUAGGAAAUUUUCACUACUCCUUAAUCGAUUGCGCUACGCUAUAUGAUAUUGUAUAAAUCAGUAAUUUUUUUAAUAUCUAAAAUAAUAAUUUUUUUAUUACGCCUGCUCUAAAUUAGCAUUUGUGAUAUAUCUAUACUAUAUUAAGGGGGGGGGUGGGGUGCCAUCUGUGAAAAAGGGGGGGGGGGGGGGGUGCACUAAAAGGGGGGGUGGGGGUACCAUUAAAAAAGGGGGGGGGGGGGGGGGGGUGGGGGUACCACGUUUAGGGGGGGGUGGGGGGGUGUAGGGUUGCUACCUGUGCUUGACCAGACCCAUAUAGGAUCUUUAUGAUGUGCCCUUUGAUAUUUUUCGCUUAUACAUGCCAUCCUAGCGUUUUAAUGAUUUAUGCAGGGUUGAAUAGAAGGACCACAGUUAGAGGACACAAAUUCCUCUGGAGAGGCCUAUUGACAGUUAUGAUAAUUUACGUCUUAGUCGGAGUUUUCGGGUAUUUGACUUUUUAUGACGAAAACGGAGGUUAUGAGAAUUUCCCAAAAAUUAUUUUAAGCGCAAAUUAUAGAGAAGGAAGUGCUGGAGUCAUUGUAGGAACAAUCACAAUGUUUAUUACAUUAUUGUGUGGAUGCCCAAUGCUGCUUCAUCCAUGCAGGAAUGCAACUUUAUCGCUCAUUUUUAAAGACAAGCCAGCACCAAGGACGGAGUUUUUAGGACUUGCAACGAUUUUGGUAUUUGGAGGUCUUGGACUUUCUUGGGUUGCGCCUAAUAUUAUUUCUGUGCUUAGCCUUGUAGGGUCUUUAACAAACCCUGUCAUUAGCUAUAUUUUACCAUGCUUGUUUUAUGUAAAAGCCCACCCAGGAAGCUCUUGGUAUAGUGCAGAUUUGCUACUCUGCAGGUUUGUAAUGGUUUUCAUGUCAGGAAUCGCCUUUAUGGGAGUAGUGAUGUUUUGGUAUGGCAUUGCGAAGUAA